Penicillium maclennaniae is the source of this 1437-nucleotide messenger RNA. RefSeq names its product phosphatidylinositol-specific phospholipase C. Gene Ontology annotation, biological process: lipid metabolic process. The record is from RefSeq and is a predicted model, not a curated record. Bases 1 to 1437 code for a protein of 478 amino acids. NCBI's taxonomy places the organism in Eukaryota, Fungi, Ascomycota, Eurotiomycetes, Eurotiales, Aspergillaceae. The transcript has 3 exons. Gene Ontology annotation, molecular function: phosphoric diester hydrolase activity.
AUGAGGGGAAGUGGCUACAUUGCCAUAUUCAUCGAUCUCAUUGAUCCUCACCCCGGGUUCUCCAUUCCUCUCAGCUUUCAAAGCCCCGCAGUUUCACCAAGCGUACAUCCGUCCACUAUGGUAGCCAAAAAAUUGACCAUCCCCCCCCGACAAAGCUAUGGAACCAACGAGAUUACCUCGCUGGCGAAGAAUUUCACUCGAAUCUUGACAAAUCAUACUCGCAGCCAGGCGCCUGUCGCGACCCUGAGCCUGGCGGACAAGCCGUUCGAUGACCGAGAAGAGCUAGGCAUCCACAUUGAGCCAUUCACCACCAAGGAAACCGAUCUGGAUUUCUUCCGGGACUCCGAAAAGGAGCGCCUGCGCCUGGUCUUCGGGGUUGAGGGCGAGGAACACACUAUCCAGACCGUUGACAAUCCCAGGCACCGCUUCACUGGCGUGUGGGUGAAACCUGAGUCGUUCCUGGCAAUUUAUUCGUCCGCCAAUCUGAACGCAUGGAUGCACGAGCUGCGGGACGAUACUGUCCUGUCCUCACUUUCUAUUCCCGGUACUCACAAUUCGCCGACUUGUUACCUCGCGCCGCCCUCUGUGCGCUGCCAAGCCGUCAGCCUGCGCGAACAGCUCCAGAACGGCGUGCGCUUCUUCGACAUUCGUGUUCAGCCGCAAUACCCGCAAGAAUUAAAGGAGGAGCUGAUCCUUGUUCACAGCGUGUUCCCUAUUUCGCUGACCGGGACUAAAUACUUCCGCGACUUGAUGAAGGAGAUCAAUGAAUUCCUUGACAAGAACCCGUCCGAGACAUUGAUCAUCUCUCUGAAGCGUGAGGGUCCAGGAGAUGCAAAAGACGAACAGCUCGCGCACAUUCUCAACAAGCACUAUGCCAAGGAUGACAACCAGCGCUGGUGGACUCGACCAAAGAUCCCCACUCUCGGCGAAGCCCGCGGCAAGGUGAUCCUUCUACGUCGCUUCAAUAUCCCCGAAGACCUGCAACAGAAGCACGAGGGACAUGGCUGGGGUAUCGACGGCUCUGCCUGGGCUGACAACACAGCCAACGCCGAAUGCCCCAGUGGGCAGCUGUGUAUCCAGGACUUCUACGAGGUGCAAGAGUCGACAAAUAUCGAGAAGAAGAUCCAAUACGUCAAGGACCACAUCGACCGCGCUAGUAAGACUCGUUAUCCGUUCGGCGAACAUCCCGGCCCCCACCCCUUCUACAUCAACUUCCUGAGUGCGAGCAAUUUUUGGAAGACAAAUACCUGGCCCGAGAAGAUCGCGGCCAAGGUCAACCCUGCAAUUGUAAAUUACAUCUGUCGGCGUCACAGGAAUGAAGACGGCGACUCAUCCACUGGUGUCUUGGUCAUGGACUGGGUAGGUCUUGAUGGUGACUGGGACCUUGUGCGCUGUAUCGUUGGCAUGAACGCUAAAUUGCGUUUGCGACAAAACUAG